UCUGCAAGCAGAAGUUGUUUAUGUGAGCAUAUCAAGAACAUCGUCAUGUGAUUUGGAAAGAUUUCAAAGCUGAAACUUCACUGUGGUUUGCUUUAGUGUCGUAUGGCAGGUGAACUAAGUCCUUCCACUGACUCUGAGACAAGAAAGUAAAAUGAUCUUUCUAGGCAGAAGACAUCUCCUUCUGUGUUUCAAUCUCUUCUUCUGUCUACUCCUAGGUUGUGUGCCUGCAGAAGGCAUCAUAGCCACAGUCGGAACAGAUGUCACUUUGCAAUGCAACUAUGACGCUCAGAGUUACGGCAAGCUUCCUGCAUGCUGGGGUCGAGGAGCCAUCCCCAACAGCGGCUGUGCCAAUGAGGUGAUCAAGUCAGAUGGGACAACAGUGACGAGCAGACUGUCGGAGCGUUACCUGUUUAUGGGUAAUAUUGGUGGGGGUGAUGUGUCGCUGACCAUCCGGCAGGUUGAGGAGGCCGACUCUGGGAUGUAUGGUUGCCGUGUGGAAAUACCAGGCUGGUUCAACGAUCACAAACACCAUCUGACUCUGACAGUAGUGGCAGUACGCCCUAAUCCUCUGAAGGUGGAGACAAGAGAGGUGAAGGAAAGAACUGUCACUGUCCGCUGGACUCCUGUGUUUGAUGGCGGCAGACCCAUUACUACCUACAGGAUCGAUCUCAAAAACAAACAGGCGUCCUGGGAUACUGCAGUAACAACUGAAGUCUCAAAUCCUGAGCUGACUCAGCUGACCUUGGUAGACUUGCAUCCUGCCAAGACCUACAGCCUUCGCAUGUUUGCUAUCAACAGUGUGGGCAUGAGCGAGCCCAGCAAUGUUCUGACAGUCACAACAAAAGAAGCAGCACCAGAUGGUCCACCCCUGAAUAUGAAGCUGGAAGGCCUCACUUGUCAUAGCAUCAGAGUCACUUGGAUGCCUCCCAGGUCCGAUCUCAGAAACGGGGUUCUUCGGAGUUACAGCAUUAGCUACAGAGAGUAUGACGCCGCAGGCAGACAGUUCAAAAGGUGGCAGCACUUAAGUGUGGCCGCCACACGGGAACUAGAGAGCGUCGUUCUGGUCAACCUGAAGCCUUCUACCAGUUACGGGGUGCUCAUACAGGCCAAAACAAAUGCAGGGAUAGGACCUGCCUCAACUGCGCCUCUCUGCUCCACUCUAGAAGAGGUUCACACGACUUCAACUGCAUCGACUAGUAAGUCUACAACCACUGCCGCCACAAUGUGGAUACAAGAGACUACAAGUAUCACUUCAGCUGAGCCUGUUGAUGCUGCCACAGUCUGGGCAGACCAAACCACAAGUAUCACUUCAGUGCCCCCGGAUCCCCCAGUGCUCAAGUUAAAGGAGGUCAAAGAUAAUAUAAUUUCUCUUUUAUGGACUCCUGGGUUUCAAGGUGACAGCCCCAUUACUGGGUAUUACCUGGAGUAUAAAGCAGUUAAUGCCUCGUGGGAUUACAAAAAGACCAUUAUAGACUUCAGCCCUAACCAGACAAAGGCCACUAUAAUCGAGAUAAACCCCUUCACAUACAACGUCCGCAUGUUUGCCAAGAACAAUCUGGGCACCAGUAAAGCUAGCAAUGUCCUCACCAUCACCACUGGAGAAAGAGGUAAUCAUGUGGAUAAUCUCGUUACCACCGUAUCUACUGACACACAUGCUGCUGCGAGCGUCGAGGAGGAGAGUCAGGGCGGUCACCUGGCCGCCAUCGUGGUGCCGGUGGUGCUGGUGGUGUUCGCUGUUGCCAUAGUAACCGCAUGGCAAAUUAGACGUGUAACACAGAAAAAGGGCACCCUGAACAUGUGGCUGACCGGCGGAGCGCUACGUUACAGAGGAGCUGAGUCACUACAGGAGCUGUGAAAAACUCUCAGUUGCUCUACACUUUAAGCCUAGAAACUCACAAAUACCACUAUUUGUACUUUAAAUUCUUAUAAGAAAUGCGCCGAGGGAGAUUGUAUAUUUCUGUUCAUGUGUCAUUGAGGAAAGAAGCCAAAUCUGCUACAACUUCACCUGUUGAUUCAAACUAAUCUUUACUUUGUUAACACUCACAGAAGGUCUAAUCACAUGGGUUAGUGUUUUCUUGUUGCAACCAUUGACAGGUCAAAAUUUGUCUUUUUAUUUCCCUCUUUCUCUUUUUCUAACAAUAUAUAUAUGUGUGUGUGUUUGUGUGUGUGUUUGAUUAUAAAGUUUACUCUUAUAACCAUUAACAGGUCAAUAAUUAACUUCUGUUUUUAUGUGACUUCAUCUGUAAUGAAAUGGUACCACAUCUUUGCUUAUUUUCCUUUAUAAUGUAUAAUAAACGUCCAAAUUGUUAUUACAUUA
Messenger RNA from Morone saxatilis (striped sea-bass), 2317 nucleotides. Its product is annotated as Down syndrome cell adhesion molecule-like protein 1 homolog. Gene Ontology annotation, molecular function: protein binding. The transcript is spliced from 14 exons. The record is from RefSeq and is a predicted model, not a curated record. Bases 152 to 1855 code for a protein of 567 amino acids. NCBI's taxonomy places the organism in Eukaryota, Metazoa, Chordata, Actinopteri, Moronidae.